AUGCAAGCAAACAGUUUCGACGUAAAUAAUUUUUAUGAAUCGAGUUCGAAUUUCUUAUAUAAGCAUAAUGGUGGCAAUCAUUAUGAAGGAGAUAAAAUAUAUACUAAACAAAUUAUAGGUUUGCGCGAAACGAAUUAUAACUAUACUGAUAUAUUAUCCAACUUAGAAGAUGUAGACUGUGAUGUGGAAGAGUUAAUCCAUGAAAUUACGAACCAAUUAGAAAAACUGAAAAAAGAUAAUGGCAAUAAUGGGGAAUAUGAAUUAGCAGUGAAACCAAAUAUAGAUAAAAGGCUAAUAAAAAAAAAUACGCAUCCCCAUGCAUCAAGUUAUGAAAAUUUUAAAGAAUGGGAACAUAAUGAAAAUACCUUGAAUAUAAAUGACGAAUACUUUAAAAGUAAAUAUGAUGAGGUUGUUUCAGGAAUAUAUUAUGAUAUGAUCAAGGAUAAAUCAGAGUUUAACAAAAUGUACAAAGAUGUCAUGAAGAAUAAUCUAUUAGUCACCGCAGUUGCAUUAUUGUGUUUAUUGACAGGAGGUUUUGCAUUGCCAUUUAUUUUAUUAUUAAUACCAAAAGCGAGAUACACGAUUAAGAGGCUAUGGAAACUUAGAAAAUUAUGCAAAAAAAAAUUUGAUAAGUUAGAAUAG
Molecule: messenger RNA, 642 nt
Organism: Plasmodium vinckei vinckei
Lineage: Eukaryota; Apicomplexa; Aconoidasida; Haemosporida; Plasmodiidae
Product: fam-b protein
Exons: 1
Coding region: 1-642 (213 amino acids)
Source: RefSeq, a predicted model, not a curated record